Messenger RNA from Haliotis rufescens (red abalone), 2316 nucleotides. Its product is annotated as major facilitator superfamily domain-containing protein 10-like. Gene Ontology annotation, cellular component: brush border membrane. Gene Ontology annotation, biological process: transmembrane transport. Gene Ontology annotation, molecular function: transmembrane transporter activity. The coding region runs from base 389 to 1789 and encodes 466 amino acids. The record is from RefSeq and is a predicted model, not a curated record. Lineage: Eukaryota; Metazoa; Mollusca; Gastropoda; Lepetellida; Haliotidae. The transcript is spliced from 12 exons.
CGACCCCUGACCUCCAAAGCCGGAAGAGCAUGGAAGGAAUAUCGUCUCAGUCAUAAAACUUUUGAUGUAAGUUAAUGGGGUUUUGUUGAAACUUUAAGCAGUGUGUCAUAUUUUAUUGACCUGUCGCCAUCGACAGGUUGUAGAGGGGUGUAUACUACGCGGGAAAAUAGACAAAUCGAUAUUCCAGUCAAAGAGAUAUGCAAUGUCAUUCCGUGUGAUGCUGGUUGACGUGUUCCAAUGAGGAGGCCUAAAACUGUACCGGGUGUUUUGUAAACAUUUACGCCAUAGGGGUUCAGCGCAGAGAAGGUGUCACGCACUCACUGUUUGACGAGCAGUGGUUUCACGCAGUCACAGUUUGCCACGAGUCCCAGGCGAAGACUCUGCCGAAAUGGCCAGUACCGCUUCAGCCAAGGUCAAUAAUAACUCAAAGACCGUCAUCACGGACGCCCAGAGCAUGACGCCCCAGGAGGAGAAACGGAUGAAUCGUGUCUACACACGUGUGUUUCUCAUGCUACUCCUGGACCUCAUCGCCUUCACUGUCAUCCUACCACUGCUCCCUGGGCUGCUUCAACACUAUGGAGAAAAUGAUUCAAGUGGCUUGUACUACCUGUUGAGGAAAACGUCAUCAGGUUUCCGGUCUUUCUGUGGAAUCAAGGACGAAAAUGCUGACGCUGUCUUUCUUGGAGGGAUGGUGAGCUCCCUAUUCUCGUUCCUGCAGUUUUUGUCCUCACCGAUUAUCGGUGCUGCAUCCGAUGUGUACGGCCGGCGCAGGAUGAUGAUGCUAUGCAUGGCUGGUGUGGCGUUGUCAUACGUCCUGUGGAUGCUGUCGCACAAUUUUGCAUUGUUUGUCCUUGCUCGCUUUGUCGGCGGCAUCAGCAAGGGCAACAUCGGCCUCUGCACUGCCAUCAUCGCUGAUGUCUCUAACAAGGAGAAAAGAGGGAAAGGCAUGGCUUUGAUAGGCAUAGCCUUCUCCCUGGGCUUCAUCAUUGGACCUGCAGUGGGAGGAGGGUUCUCUGCUCUCACGCGGCACGAGGAGAAGGGAAUAUUCUACCUGUUUCCAGCCUUGUUUGCCUUCAUCCUGACGGUGUCCGAUAUCCUCUUCAUAUACCUCUUCCUGGAGGAGACUCUACCAAGCUCUAAAAGGGUGCAGGAUACGUCUUAUAUAUGGGAGAAUGCUGGCAAAUUCAUCAACACAAAGUCCAUCUUUCAAUUUGAACCUGUGCAAAUGGGAUCAGAAAGUAAGAAGUCUAUACAACGCAUCGGUCUUGUCUAUUUCCUGUACAUGUUCAUCUACUCUGGCCUCGAGUUCACCUUGCCCUUCCUCAUGACCUUCCGGUUUGGAUACAACAAUCGAGGACAAGCGAAGAUGUUUCUCAUGAUCGGUGUGAUCAUGUUCCUUGUACAAGGCUGUUACACGCGGAAAGUGAAGGCCGGAAGAGAGAGGUCUGUGGCCAAACGGGGAAUGAUGCUUCUGAUGCCCGCGUUCUUCAUCCUGGGUAUAUCCCGGUGGGAGAUGUACAACAUGAUUGUGUUCCCUCUAUUUGCGUUUGCCUCAGCAACAGUUGUGCCGUGCAUGACGACCAUGGUAUCAGUGUGCGGUGGGGAUGACCAGAAGGGCAUCAUCAUGGGCAUCUUCCGCUCCCUCGGGGCACUGGCACGAGCCACAGGGCCCCUCUUCUUCUCCGCAAUUUUCUGGCUCAUGGGAGAUCACUGGUGUUACAAUAUUGGAGCUGUGUCACUAAUCAUUCCACUCCUGCUGCUGAGAUCGAAGGAGAGGAAAGAGGACUGAGCAGCCAUGUUGAAAUUGUCGGCCAUCUUGGAAUGUCUGACACACAUAUCGGUCUUAUGUCAAACGACGUCCAAAAUAAGAUUCUGGUGCUUCAGAAGAUAUUUUGUCCUUUUUUCAGAAAAUAUGAAUUGUAAAUAAUGAAUUUGGAGUAGAAAGUAAGACUAAAUCAAAGUGUUCAGCUAUUCGAACAUAAACUCGAGAUAAAAAAUCAAAAGAAAAUAUUACUGAAAAAAGUGAUAUAAACAUUAAGGUAGUUUAUUAACAAACAUCAUAAAUCUGAUACUAUCUAUUGCAUCAGGGUUUUUUUGCCUCAUAAAGAAGUCAUGAUUAAUGAAUAGAUAUUAGUUAUCUAUAUAUCUUUUGUAAAUAUUUUUGAAUUUUCUAUUUUUACAGUAUGACUGAGAAUAAAUUAUUUUUUGGUAAUAUGUAUAGAUGGAAGUUAGAAAUGUAUACAUACAAUAUUUGAAAGUGGACAAAAAUGUCAGUCAGUGAGAGUAUAAGUGUUUCGCAUUAUCCAUGUCAACCGA